AAAUGGAGCACAUAGCAAUGGUUUGAGACCGGAGAGCAUCACAGUAUCUAGGGAAACAAUAUAUUUAAGGACAUAUUCCAUGUUUUAACGUCAUGCUUACAUAGGUAUAUAUGUUGACUGUUUUGUGAACAUAAAGUGCCAGCAACAUGGCUGUGUAUUUUGAUCACCGCCUGGAAACUGACCGAUCUGGGAUCAACACAGAUGCGUCAUGGUUCAGUGGUGCCCCAAUGAUCGCCGUCACAUCAUACAGUGAUGAGAAUGGUGGCACUGUCAAUCUUUUUUUGGAAGAGGGUGAGAAAUUGUUGAAUAUUCCAUUACAUCGUGCGGGUCAAGCAACCUCUGUGGCAUGGCACCCGACAAAGAAAAUUGUUGCAGUUGGCUGGGAAAACGGAGAACUGCUGGUUUGGAAUGAAGUUGACCAUGAGUUAUUUGAAGGUUUACCACUACACAAAACAGCCAUCACAGUUUUACACUGGAGCUCCUCUGGCUCUCGACUGUCUUCUGGGGACAAGGCAGGUGUACUGAUGGUGUGGAAGUCUGACGGCAAGGGUCGGCUACAGCAGAACCCAUUGCACCAACACCAUGUCCAGGAACCUCUUAGUAAAAUAUUGUACAGACCCAUUCCUCCACCAGACCCGGAACAUGAUAUAGCAGCACUUGCUAGAGCUGCAGUCAGCGGGGACGAGAAAGCUUUAGAUCUCUUCACGUGGAAAUCCAAAGGCAAAGGCAAUUCCAAGAUGUCUUCCAUGUUUGGUCCAACAGAAGCGUUGACUUUUUUUGUUGGUGGUGAAAGUGGCGGUGUGUAUUAUGUAAAUGAGAAUGGUCAGUGUACACAAAUAUUUUCUGUGGACACUGCUAUCCUUCGGUUCCUGUACUAUGAAGAAAAGAAUGUAUUGAUCACAGUCACAGAGAACAUGAUGCUUACACAGCAUGCCAUAAUGCCUGAGGGUGAUGCUAAGGAGCUGAUGAGGGUGAAGAUGAGUGGCAGGGGAGAGAACCCUGUUAUCUGUUGGGCUGGAAAAAGUAUUGUAGCCACUGCUACAGGGGAGGGUGUUGUCAGGAUGUGGGAUCUAGACCACGAAGAAAACUAUAUUUUGUCAUUAGAUGGACAUGGUAGCUACGACAAAUCAGAAAACAUCAUGUGUAUCAGCUACUGCGAGGAAAAGGGAGUACUUGCUGGAGGCACUAACCUUGGGAAUAUAGCGCUGUGGAGGUAUGCUCCGCCCCUAGGUAGUCGGCUGGUGGACGGGGAAAAGAAGUGGAAGCUUCAGGCACCAGCUACUGUAGAAGGCAGUAUCCGACAACUGUCUUGGGGAUCAAAGAAGAACUUAUUGGCUGUAAAUACCAUUGCAAAUGUGUUCAUGCUCAACGAACAGACAAUGAGCUCGAGUUUUUCUGGUCAGACAGCUGUGGUGCAGUUUGGCCCUAGUUCCCUUGCCCUGGAGAUGUUUGCCACAGGAACACACCAUGACCUCAAAACAGAGGUCCAGGUCAAAGGUGUCUGCACUACUAAGGAUACUUUAGCAGUGUGGAAUGGCAGAAAAGUGAUAACUUAUGAAUAUUCUGAGGACAGAACUAUCAUUAAGGGUGCAGGAACAUUUGCUACGGAGACAAUGGAAGUGCGACUUUACGAACAGAAUGUUUACUGUGUAGAAAUCGGCAAGGUUCAGGUUCGCACCCACCAGGGUACAGUAAAGCAGGUCAUCAACUUCUCGGACGCUGAGGGGCAGCCUGUCAGUUUAGAUGUUUGUGGUACAUCACUAGUCAUAGCCACAGACAACGGAGUGGUCCGUGUAUAUGAUUUGUCAAGGAGAGAAGCGAAGCCAACGAGCCAACCAAAGAAUUUAGGGGAUGUCAUUCCUGGUUUUAAUGGAAUUUUAUCUGCCAGGUGUAAUUCAAAUGGAUCUAAAGUCAGUGUUCUUGUGAAAAAUAAUUCCAGCCAUGCCGAUCCUAAGCUGUACUUUUGGGAUGUGGAGUCGGAUGUUGUUUCUUACUUUAACUUUGAGAGUGGGCGUGGAGAGCAGGAUGACUUCCCCCCAGAACAGAUAGAGGGUGUGGAGGGGGAUACAAAUGAUGCAGAGAGGGGCAAGAAUCAGGCUGCUAAGGACAUAGCUGGCCGGUACCCUAUGACCCACCACUGGGACCCUCACGACACCAAGCUGAUUGUCUGUGAGGCCAAGGUGAUGGCUAGUGCUGUGGAGAAGAAGGAGAAGGAGGAAAAGAAGCGCCACUCUCUAACUAAGGCCGUAGAGGAGGGACCAGUGGAGGUUAUGGUGGUGUCCCUGUUCUGUACACCAGAGAACGGCAUCCUCAUCCAGGACAGCUUCCAGAUGCCGGAGCAGUUUCAGGCCCUACUUGGCAUAGAGGUGCCCUACUACUACAACAUUAAGAAGUCUGAGAAUCUUAAAGAGGAAGAGCAGGAAAAGGAUGACACACCACAACCGGAAAAUCUCAUUAAGUCCGACACUGUAAUACAACCAAAACUGGUGGCCAGAAAAACCAUGCGUGACUUUGUAGGUCUAGAAAACAGCGACAAGAACACGAGAGAGGCUAUGAUGAACUUCAGCUACUAUCUCACCAUUGGCAACAUGGACGAGGCAUUUAAAUCCAUCAAACUCAUUAAAAGUGAAUCUGUGUGGGAGAACAUGGCCAAAAUGUGUGUAAAAAGCCGACGUUUGGAUGUGGCUAGUGUUUGUCUAGGCAACAUGGGUCAUGCCCGUGGUGCUAAGGCCCUCAGGGAGGCCAUGAAAGAGCCGGAGCUGGACGCCAAAGUCGCUGUCCUUGCUAUGCAACUUGGACUCAAGGAAGAUGCAGAGAGAUUACUGAAGAACUGUAAACGAUAUGAUUUACUGAAUGAAUUCUACCAAUCAUCUGGCCAGUGGAUUAAGGCAUUAGAAACAGCAGAAAUGUAUGAUCGUAUUCAUCUCAGAGCCACCUAUUAUAACCAUGCAAAACACUUGGAAGUCAAGGGGGACUACUCUGAUGCGAUACCAAACUAUGAGAAGUCGGACACUCAUCGCUUUGAAGUUCCAAGGAUGUUAUUUGAUGAACCUGAAGCGUUAGAACAAUACAUUAGCAGGCAUAAAGACAAGGCACUACAUAAAUGGUGGGCCCAGUACAUGGAGAGUACAGGGGAAAUGGAUGCAGCCCUGCAGUACUACGAGACUGCCCAGGAUUUCCUCUCUCUGGUCCGAGUCUACUGCUACUGUGGCAAAAUGGACAAGGCUUCAGAAAUCUGUAAUGAGACAGGUGACAGGGCUGCCUGUUACCACUUAGGUCGGCAAUAUGAAAACCAAGACUUGAUCAAAGAAGCCAUUCACUUUUUUCAGCGAGCACAGGCAUAUGGAAAUGCUAUUCGACUGUGCAAGGAACAUGGUUAUGAAGACCAGCUGCUGAAUCUGGCAUUACUCGGCCGUCCUGAAGACAUGAUGGAAGCAGCUCGCUACUACGAACAGAAACAAGGGUCUGAGGACAAGGCUGUCAUGCUGUAUCAUAAGGCAGGAAACUUCUCCAAAGCAUUGGAUCUGUCCUUCCGAUCCAAGCAGUUUGGAGCUUUGCAGAUGAUUUCUGGGGACUUGGACGAGCGAGCAGAUCCUGAGUUAUUGCAGAGAUGUGGUGACUUUUUCAUGGACAAUGGUCAAUAUGAUAAGGCUGUGGAUCUCCUCGCCAUCGGCAAAAAGUACUGGGAAGCUCUGAAGAUUUGUAUGGACCAGCAUGUGGAGAUAACUGAAGACCUGGCAGAGAAACUCACUCCGAACAAGGACGACAUGGGCAUUGAUACAAUGGAGCGGGUAAAGAUCCUGGAGGCCAUCGCUGAGGUGUGCAUGCAUCAAGGCCAGUACCACCUCGCUACAAAGAAGUUUACUCAGGCUGGUAACAAGAUCAAGGCUAUGAAAGCGUUGCUGAAAUCUGGAGACACUGAGAAGAUAACGUUUUUUGCUGGUGUAUCACGGCAGAAGGAGAUUUAUGUAAUGGCCGCCAAUUAUCUUCAGUCUCUGGAUUGGAGGAAAGACCCAGAAAUCAUGAAGAAUAUUAUCGGCUUCUAUACUAAAGGAAGAGCACUGGAUUCUUUAGCAGCAUUUUACGAUGCUUGUGCUCAGGUGGAGAUAGAUGAGUACCAGAACUACGACAAAGCCUUGGGUGCUCUGGGUGAGGCCUACAAAUGUUUAAGUAAGACAAAGAUGAGCGAUGAAAUGCUACAAGAGGAAAAGCUGUCACGUCUCAAGAACAAGAUCACUCUUAUUAAGAAGUUUGUGACUGCUAGAAGGGCGUAUGAUGAAAAUCCAGAGGACGCCAUCAAACAAUGCCAGGUGUUACUGGAGGAACCACAUCUAGAUGAUUCUGUCCGUAUGGGAGAUGUGUAUGGCCUCAUCAUUGAGCAUUAUGCAAGGAGAGAACGCUGGAAGGCGGCCUAUGCUGCAAUGGAGGAGAUGAAGAGUCGGAUACCGGCACUCAACAUGGCGUACUACGUUAACAUGAGGACGAUAGAGUCUGUGCACCGGGCACUGGACAUCCCUCUGAGUAGGACUAUCACUAGUAAGAUGAACGGCAUGUAUGGAGGGGGUGGGGAGGAGGAGGAUGGUGAAAUAGUGGAAGAGGAAGUGGACCAAAUGUACACAGCUGGAGAUGAUGUGUGAUACACAUAGCGUAUAACUGUAUGUCACAAAUUCAUUUAGAGACAAUUCUUUUAUGUUGUUUCUGCAGAAAAUGUUAUGGAAAUGUCAGGAACAUUGUAUUUUCUAGAUAACAGAUACUCUCUCGCAACUUUAGAUCUCUAGUUUCUACUUUAAAGUGAAUGACUCAAGCUUAACUUCUUUAAAAUUUAACUUAACUGAAGGUAUUUUGGGAACAAAUGAUGAGGAAAGUUUACUCAUGUUAUCCCAACCUUUCAAAACCACUUGGUUUUUACUGACUUGUCUAUUAAUUGUUAAUAGAGGUCUGCUAACACAUACUUUUACUGACAGAGUGAAAUCUGGGGACAAUGUCGGCUUCAUGAUUUAUGUCAUUUCAAGACUUAUAACAAAGCAAAGAAAUAACAGCAUUGUAAGAUCCAGUUUUGGAACAAGAAAAGAUAGAAUGGAAUCUUCAACACCUAUUAGGCAAAGAUUUUAAUAUUAAACAGCUCUCUUCUAAUUUCUAAGCCCUAAUAAGAGUUUGUAACCUUGGCUCUUUUGUACAAAUUUAAUGCUCAACAGAGGCUCUGUACGUAUGUAAGUAGAUGUAGGGAAUAUGGGAAUUCAACUGGGAUAAAUAUGUCUCCUUAAUACACCGACUAUAUCUGGUGAAGUGAUGAAUUGUUUUAUGAUCUGAUCCAUUGAUAAAAAUUUUUAGUCUCAACAUAUGAAAUUUUUACUUUAUCUCUUUAAGAAAAGGUUAUGAUGUCAACUAUGAAUUGGUAUGUACACAAAUGCAUUGAGGAAAUUAUUUUAAGAUCUGAAUUGUCUUCGAUAAAAAUGAAUCUGGUUGAUUUUAUGAUGUAUGAUUCCGUGGUUAAGAUAUGUUAGUUGUAUCACUGUGACAUUAGCCGACUGGAAGACUUUGAUCUGGAGAUAUGUAACUCUGAUGUGCUGUUAGACCGAGAACUAAUUAGAAAAGGUCUGAAAGUGGGACAAUGUGACAGUUCAGGAUCACUGAGUGGUUGUGUAGUUACAUAUCUUUUGUCAACAUUUCAAUUUUAAAUGUGUAAAUCAUGUGAUGCAAAAGAAAAAGCCAUACAAUCUAACUGUGAUGUAGAAGCAAUAAAGUUGGUGUAAACUAAAUGAUAGCAUUGUGUAAAUUAUUUUUAAUAAAUAAUAAACUGUAAAUUGUACAUUCCAAAUAACUAUUACUGUAAAGUGUUUAAUUUGAAUCAUUUGUAAGCACUUUACCCAAUAUUUUUUUUAAAGCACAACAUAAAAAAAGGUAAUCACUAAAUAUAAAACCACUUAAUCACUACAUGUUACACAUAUGUUUAGUGCUAUACCGUGAUGUGUGUCACUUGGAAAUUGUUGCGGAUGUGUAGAAAUAUGAAUUUGCUAUUAUAGGUUUAAAUUGUUAACAGUAUACAUUAGUAUUGGGUACUUACAUAUGUAAACUACUGUUGUUAUUUAUUUUCUAACUUAGGCAUUAUGUAAUCAGUAAGUACAAGGUGUAAGAUUGUGUCUUGUAAAUAGUCAAAUUUCAUUUUAAGUUUUUUGAAAGAUAAUGUUAGUUCUGGCUAUGAAAAGAUUUUUUCUGUGAAUAAUUGAUGUAUUUAAAAGUCACACUAAAAGAAUAGUUUAUUGGCUUGUGUGGUGUAAACAAUUGUCAUUGGUUGGACUUAGUGCUGUUGGCUUUACUGAACUAGACAGCACAUAUUGUAAAAUGUCGCUAAUUGAUCUAAUUUUAGAUCAGUUAUCUGGGCCCAGUUGUUCAAAUGUGAUUAGCUUAAUAAUCAAUGAUAAGCACAAAUUUUAUUUUUUGUGUAUCAUUAAGACACAACCAUUGAAAUAGUUAAUACUUUCCAGAUAGCAAAUAAUUACGAGUUUUACCUUGUAUAUUGACGAAAUAUUAGAGGUUGAAAAGAGUCGUUUAACAGUGAUUAGGCUUAACAUGUUUUGAACAACUUGACCCUGUUUGUCAUUUGUGGUAAUUAGUAGAUAGCUGUGUGAAUAUUUGAAUGGACAAACGGAGUUAUGUAGGAAACAGUGUCUGAAUGAGGAAUGUUUAAGUACAAUACCACGUUUAUAUCUGAAAAAAGUCUCCAUCAAAAUUGUCAUAAUAUUUCCUUUUGUUUCAAUUUAUUAUUCAUAUCAUAAAAAGAAUAACCCCACCUACUUACAUUUCUUUGCUUUAAGUUAACCAUUUCUUGUAAAGAAAACUAAUGUCAAUUAAUUCACUAUUGAAAGUAAUGUGAAAAUGUUCAUAAUGGUUGUAUCGUUAUAAAAUAACAUUAUGAUUUCAUUUGUUUAUAUCAUGGUUUACUUCACUGCACUGCCGUCCACAAGUCUCACUAUUCUUAUGCACAUAUAUCAUUCGACGUCAGACUGGGACAUAGACAUCCUUCUACCCUACUGGGACAUAGACAUCCUUCUACCCUACUUACCCUACUGGGACAUAGACAUCCUUCUACCCUACUAACCCUACUGGCACAUUGACAUCCUUCUACCCUACUGGGACAUAG
Messenger RNA from Mizuhopecten yessoensis (Yesso scallop), 7141 nucleotides. RefSeq names its product intraflagellar transport protein 140 homolog. Gene Ontology annotation, cellular component: ciliary basal body; axoneme; intraciliary transport particle A. The transcript has 32 exons. NCBI's taxonomy places the organism in Eukaryota, Metazoa, Mollusca, Bivalvia, Pectinida, Pectinidae. The record is from RefSeq and is a predicted model, not a curated record. Bases 147 to 4637 code for a protein of 1496 amino acids. Gene Ontology annotation, biological process: intraciliary retrograde transport. Gene Ontology annotation, molecular function: protein binding.